This is a messenger RNA of Mucor mucedo, 414 nucleotides long. RefSeq lists its product as uncharacterized. The record is from RefSeq and is a predicted model, not a curated record. The annotation marks the transcript as partial. Lineage: Eukaryota; Fungi; Mucoromycota; Mucoromycetes; Mucorales; Mucoraceae. The transcript has a single exon.
AAAAGAAAAGAUACUCCAGAAGAGAAAAAGACAAAAAGUGAUGCAAAAAGAGCUAGAAAUGUUUUCCCAAAUACAUCGAAUCUAGUAUGUAAGUCUUGCGGUCAAAAUGGCCAUGCAUCUGCUAGGUCCAAAGAAUGCCCGAAUUAUAAUUAUGCAGUGAAAGAAUUGAUUCAACAAAAUCUGGGUUCUCAAAAUCAAAGAUAUACUGUCUCCAUACCUCUCAAGUCAUUCAUGUCUUCAGUAGAUGAGAAUGCGAAUAACACGGCGGUUGAAAAAAUCAAAAGGCUUUCUAUAUUUUUGCGAAAAGUCGCCUACAAUGCUCAGCUUUUUGUUAACUUUUAUAUUCUGAAAAACCCAAACAGUUUGCCUAAUGAACUAUUGAAACAAAACUUUUGGUAUAGCGUGAAUAGAGUG